Messenger RNA from Paramecium primaurelia, 890 nucleotides. NCBI's taxonomy places the organism in Eukaryota, Ciliophora, Oligohymenophorea, Peniculida, Parameciidae. The record is from the annotation of a GenBank genome assembly.
AUGCAAUUUGAUCUAAGAAAUUUUGAUAUCAAAUCCCAUUCAAUUUAAGAUACUAAUCAUUUAUAAAGUAUUGCUUAUGGUUUAAAUACAAAUAAGUAUAAUAUGGGAUCAUCAAAAUUAAAUUUUGACCCAUAUUCAUAGGAUGAUAAAAUAUAUGAAAUACUUACUGAAUGUAAAACUGAAUAUUAGGAUAUUGCCUUAUCCUAUAGAAUGAGAGUCAAAAGCUUUUUCUGUUAAUUAGAUGAAUUUUACAUAUCUGGUAGUUGCUAAAUAUGCCAAUCAGAUAAAGGAUUUAAUUCAAUGACUUACAAUACGACAAAAUGCCCUACUUUUGAUAAAACAAAAUUUUAGGCUAUAACUUCUAAUGGAAUUUAACUCAAAACAGGUUAUUGGAGACCAAAUUAUGUAUCUAAUUUUAUUGAACGUUGCUAUAAAAAUGCUGAUUAAUGUUUAGGUGGUUGGUCUAUUGGUGGCAAUAGUGAUUUGUGUGAGGAGUGUGAUAAAUUUGAUCUAAGAGGAGAUGGACAAUACUUUAAGAACUAAUAUUAUUUGGAAUGUUAAUAAUUUUAAGAGCUUUCAAAAAGAUUAAUAGCUUUCUUUUUGAUAUUAUUUUAGUAAACUCAAUAAAUAAUAAUAUAAGGGCGAUUUUAUCAACUCUACUUACCAUCCGAAGCAUUGAAAAAUCAAAUUAAUUAUUUACAUCGCUUAAAUUAAAAUAAAAAUUUACCGAUAUUCUAUUCAAUCUUGAUUAAGGUAAAAAUAAUCUAGUAACUUAGAUCAUGAAAGUAUUUUACUUAAAUUAUUUUUAAAUUACUUAUGGAUAUUUUCAUUUAUUGUUAAAUUUACAUUAAAUUUUCAUUCUCUUUAAGCUUUAUUAAAUAAUCUAAUGA